Messenger RNA from Hemicordylus capensis (graceful crag lizard), 3161 nucleotides. RefSeq names its product ATR interacting protein (gene ATRIP). NCBI's taxonomy places the organism in Eukaryota, Metazoa, Chordata, Lepidosauria, Squamata, Cordylidae. The record is from RefSeq and is a predicted model, not a curated record. Bases 227 to 2734 code for a protein of 835 amino acids. The transcript has 14 exons. Gene Ontology annotation, biological process: DNA damage checkpoint signaling; DNA repair.
AUGCGGCGCCAAGAGGCGGGUUGGAUAUGAAUAUGGCUGCAAGUUAAGCGCUGGAUCAGGGGGCGCGACCAAUAACCACUCCUCUUCUUGAUCCGGAGAGGAGCUUCCGUCUGGCUUUCCGGGGUGAAGGAGGCAGCUCCUGGAAAGGAACAUGAUCCCUUAACAUCUCUUCAGCUGAAAACUGUUUUAUAUCUUCUCUGUUUGCCAGGUAACUGCUAAACACAGUAUGUCGGUAAACCAUUUCUUUGGAAAUAAGAAGAGAAACAGCUCCAUAUUAUAUGGUGUGGAUCAGGCAAAAAUUAUUGCUUCAUCUUCAUCUUUCCAGGGAGCUACAAGCCGAAAUAAUAUUGGAAAUCAUGGAGAUGGCUUUCCACCAAACAAGCGUCACAGAAGUCUUGCUGCUCCUGAGCAUAAGGAAAUGGAAGAUCCUUUUGGGGAUGAUGGUGACUUUACAGUAGAUGAUUUGGAAGAGAUAGACGUUAUUGCUUCCCAGGCAUUGACACAAGAUGUUUCUUUGAAAACAUGUGUAGUGCAAGCUGAGCGGAAAGCAGGGCCAUCUUCCCCAUUGAACAGUGGUACCAAAACAUCUGAUCAUGUUAAGCAAUGGAAUCUUCCUCUCACAACUGCCAGAACAUCUUCAGGCCGACUCGGAAGUUGCACAGAUGAAACCUCAUCUAAAGACAAAUUUAGAUUCGAAACACUUCAAGCACAAUAUGAGGAAGCUAAGAAGAAGCUGAAAGAAAUGAACGAUGAAAUCCUCAUUAAAAAUGGAGAAAUCAAAGUUUUACGGGACUCAAUGCAGCAGAUGGAAUCUAACGUGGACGAACAGCGAAAAUCAUACAUCUUACUGGAAAAGGAGAGAGCACAAACUUUGAGUGAGAAAGAAAAGGAAUUUGCCAGAAAGUUACAGUCUCUUCAGUCUGAACUACAGUUCAGAGAUGCUGAAAUGAAUGAGCUGCGGAUGAGGCUUUUGAACUGUGAAAAACUUAAACCUGUUACUCCUUCAGUUUCAAAUAUCAGCCCUAAGAAGAGUCGCCCUCACAUUAUAGAAAUUGAAGGAUUGACUCAGAAUGAUAAAAAAUAUCCCACGAAAGAGUCUUUUGGAUCAGAUAUUCCACCAAAAGCAUCCUGCUCUAGAACCCAAUUGCUUGGCCAAACUCCUUUGAUUAAUAAGGACAGCAAGAUGCCUGAGCUUGAGUCUGAGCUUGUGAAGCAAGAGAUGAGUUGUGUCUAUGCCCAGAGACAAGGUUCCAUUUUGAUAAAUGCACUGAUGAAGCAGCCUAUUGUUGCAGGAUCGUCAUUAGGACUCUGUUCUCUUCUUAGCAGCAGUGAUCAAGCUUGGCCUGGGCCUGUCUUGCAACCCAGUUCUUUCAGCACAGGAUCUACAAGAAGCCUCAGCAACAGGACUACAGAUUCUCAAGAAGAAGAUACUUUGUUGAGAAUUGCUCAAAAACGUGCCUUAACUGGGUUGAACUUGAUUGCUAUUGAUGAAGGAUCAUUGGAAGACAGUUCAGAAGAAAACAAGAGAAGUAUAUCACACCUGAAGUGCUAUAAAAUUCCUGGGGCAGUCCAUUUCCUGCCUCUUUUGGAACAUCACAUUUCUUCCUACUACCAGGCUCUCCAGUUAAUGAUGAAGAUUGGAAAUGCUUCUUCUGGGAACCAGUCAGCUUGUUCUUCCAGAACUUCCUCAAAUGCAACAUCAAGUGCAGAUGAUUUACUAUCUACCUUAGAAGAGUUUGCACUCGCAUCUCUGGGCAUUCUUUAUUACUUGGUAUUUUAUAGCUGGGAUGUUGUUUAUACCCUGCUCUCCCUACCUGUGAAACCACAUUGUGAUUUGGGAGAUACAGAACUGCUGGAGAAGGACAAGGCUGUUGUUUGUGAUAAGCAGUAUCGAGCCAACCAACAGGAACCCAAUCCAGAACUAGAUGUUUCUAAUGACGACCAAAACCAACAUCCUUUAUUUAAAAAGCUGCUGCAGCUCUUGACUUUAUGUACAGCAACAGGGUGUCAAAGACAGAACAUCAUGAAUCAGUGCCUCAGAGUUUUGGUGAAAUUAGCUGAAAAGCCAUCGGUUGACUUACUAAUAAGCUUCCAGCACUUGUUGAAUAGCCAAACGCAGACUUUGCUCCGCUGCCUAUCUUCAGAAGCUCCUUUCUUUGCUGUACAUUUAACUGUAAAGCUGUUAACGUCGCUUGCUGAGCACCAGGAACUAGCUGCUCAGUUUUGUUCCUGUUCAGAAACCUGUCUCCUCUUGGCAGUGUACAUGUAUAUCACUUCACGACCAGAUAAAUCUGCAUCAGAGAUGCUUUGGCUUCAGGUGGAACAAGAGACUGUUCAUUUCUUGACCAAGUGUAUGCAGUGUGGCCAUCUUUCUGCUUUACUUGUUGGAACAAAUUGCCAAUGCAACUCUGAGGUGGUGAAGGCGCUUAUAAUAAUGUUACAUAGACAAUGGUUGACAGUCAGAAGGGUGGAAAGAAACUUGUUUGAUGCUCGUGGGAAAAGAGUUGUUCAAUUUUUACGGGACACUGUUUUGCUCUUGCACAGUCUGUCUCAGAAAGAUAAACUCUUCCAUGAACAUUGCUUGGAGGUGCUGCAUCAGUAUGAUGAUGUUAUGCCUGGGGUCAGAGCUAUCCUCAAAAAAGUUCCAAAUCUGAAAGCCUAUGAAGAACUUGCAGUGGAUGAACUAUAUCCUUUGGAGCCAGAAGUCGAUGAUCAACAAAUGGAAUGCAGCUAAUCUUGAUCCAAUAAUAUAUUGAUUUUACUUUCCAGUAAAGAAUAAUUCCUGUAACAUACAUCAAAUGCAACUUUAAAAAAAGAAACUGAAAUCCUUGCAGGUUAAAAUGUAAAACUGACAAAUGAGCAGGUGCCAAAAACUCAUGAUCCAAGCAGUAUAUUGGAUUUCUUAUUCUUUUAUUGAAUGAAUUUCCAGGCAAACAUAGGAUGAUAAAAUACUGAUAUCUGAAGAAUGUGACAGUAAAAAUAAUGAUAUAUUAAAAAGCUCAGUUUCUAUGUUUAUGAAAGGACUACUUUGCACAAUACUGUAUCUGGAAUGUUACUCUUGCUGGAUCGCAAAAUACUGUGGGAACUUGCUGUUUAAUUUGAACUGCUUUAAAUGUAUAUAAUCUAUGAUUUAAUAAAGAUCCGGUCUGUUGUUUUUUUUA